Molecule: messenger RNA, 2671 nt
Organism: Pecten maximus
Lineage: Eukaryota; Metazoa; Mollusca; Bivalvia; Pectinida; Pectinidae
Product: perlucin-like protein
Exons: 5
Coding region: 133-777 (214 amino acids)
Molecular function (GO): signaling receptor activity
Source: RefSeq, a predicted model, not a curated record
AGUGACUCUGUAGUUAGAUGUUACUAGGAAUAGGAAACUUAAGUGACUCUUUGUAGGUGUGACUGACAGAUGGACACAUAACUCGAGUCAGUAAACUGCAUCAACACAUAUACUCUAAUCAGAAAAACAAAGAUGAAAUGUUCUAUGCUGGUUUUCGUUUUGAUAGACAUCAGUUAUCAGCAAAGCAUUCUCCCUGAACACAGAAAAAAUCAUUGCCAAGCUGUUCGGACCACGGACAUCAUGAAUUAUGUUAUGCCUGGAUUACAGUACCUAAUCCGGGAGGAUUACGAGAAGCUCAGUCGUCGUUAUGAUGAGAUACUGGCCAUACUGAAAGGUGGGAUACUGUUGACCUGUCCAGAGGGUUGGGUGUAUCACGACGAUAACUGUUACCUGUUUAGAAGAACGAAAUCAACAUGGCAGGAAGCAAGAGAAUUCUGCCAAUUGAAGGGGGCUUACCUUGCGGAGAUCAGGGGAAACCGAGAGAAUGAGUUUGUCAAGAGCGAAAUGCGAAAAAUCCGCAAAGCAGAACACCCUAGAGACUUCCGGAGUUACUUUAUAGGGGGUACAGACAGAGAUAGGGAGGGUGUCUGGAUCUGGGUCAGGACAGGCGAGAGGAUCGCUUACAAGGACUUCGCUCCAUCGGAGCCUAACAAUGGCAGAGGAGAAGGAUUUGAAGAUUGUCUGAUGAUGUUUGGAGAACAGGACUUUUUAUGGAAUGAUGACAGAUGUACUAGCACUUACUUUGGAGUAUGCAAAACCAGUGUCCGCCAGAAAUGACGUAAUUUCAGAGCUCACAUAAGAGAUAACAUCUCCAAACCUCACUUUCAAAAUCAAUAUUGGUACAUGUAUCUUAACCGGCGUAGAAACAAUUCACUACAACUCCGAAAUUAAAGUCACUGCCACCAACAUCAAGUCAUUUGCUAAAAACGUCAAACGAGCUCAUAUACAGGUGUGCAUUUAGACGGCAGUACUAGAGAAAGGCCCAUCUGAUCUUGAUACGGGAGGCUUCGGCUGGAUCCGGGAUGAAGCGUCAAAAGCUCUUCCACCCGUUACACUGUCUUCCAAUGUACACCCAACUCCCCCUGGAAUUCUGAAGAUGAUCAGAUGGUGUUGCACUAGUGAUCAUCCGUGUAUACAGCUAGGUUUGGCUUUUAGAAGGCUCAGUUGCCAUGUACAUUUUUCUGUGACUGCGCCAUAAACACAUACAGAUCAGCUGAGUGAUACUGGAAAUGAAACUGAGGAUGGGUGAGGAAAGAGCUGAGAGAAUAUUAUAUAAUACACCUAAAGUGGAUGUUAUUAUUCGCACAGUGUGUGCAUUCGAAAAAUAGUCGUGUAAAAGAAGGGAGUAACACAAAUAUUGUUUUACGCCUCUAAUCCCAUUCAAGUGUAUGUCAUUGGGCUGUGGUUGGUGUCAUAGGUACGCCUAUACCCCCACAUAAAAAUGUAUAAUACUUAAAAACAAAUUAUUUGACUGAUAACCAUGAUUAUGGUUUCGACAACCAUCGUCAUUGCGAGCUCUGAGUUCGUAUAUUUUAAUUUUGAUACUUUGAUUUUCGUGGUGGUCAUUAAAAAUCUUGGAUUGGACUAAUUUCGUAAUGAAGUUGGUUUUUAAUAUGUUCAUAAUGUGUCCCUCAUAAAACCUGCAAAAAGACACAACAAGGACCACUUUAGGGAACUAAUGACUUAUUGCAAUUCUGAGGUUUCAACGGCCAUUUUGGCAACUAUUUUACAUUGAAUUAAAGAAUUGAUUACUGCAUUGUAUUUUACAUGAUUUUAAUGGUAUCUUUGACCCUUAAAACCCCAGUAUAGACACAAACAAUGCAACUCUAGAGUAAUAAAUGAGUAACUUAUUGCCAUUUUUAGAUUGUUCAGCCAUCUUGGCGGCCAUCUUGAAUAUUUCAAAAUGCUCAAGGUUGCCAAAGUGGCACCAAGCAGUUUUGGAAUCAGCACUCAUCCAACACAGACUACGAUGGGGUGAAGACGACUUAAAUGUUUGAAAACAGUAAUUGAUGACACUUUUGAAAAAUGUCAUAGUGUUUUUUAACGGCCAUGUAAUCCCAACUUAGUAGGUAGUCGAAGGCCUUUUUAUAGUCUAACAAUAAACCCCCUGUUAAGUAUCACUUAUCAAUAUAAUUAUACCAGAUAUUUGUUACGUCUGACAGAACAGUCUGACAGUAGUGACGUCAUCUAAAACCUGAUUGACAUUCUAAGAUUAGAUCAUGACUGCAUAAACAGUUGUUGAAAUGUCGAUGAAUGUUUUUACAAGACAUUUGGAUAGAAUGGGCAGUACUAUAUUGGUCUAUAGUUAUCAAUUCCUUCUUUCUUCCCAUCUUUAAAAAGAGGACUCACUUAAGCAUCUUAACAAAGAUUUAGAAAGGUAUUUUAGUUUCAAUACCGAAAUAAAUUAGUUUGCAAAUUACAGGCGCAAUAGAUUUGAUACAGCUUUUAAAAAUAUAGCUCCUAAAUUGUCAAGUCCAGAUGCCUUUGAAGUGUCUAUACAGGCUAAAAAAGUUUCAACAAACUGUUCUUCAAUUUUUACGUAUCUCAAACAAGGCACCCUUUAGGUUUCCUUCAGUAAACUGUUAAGUGUACCCUAAUGCUCGGGAGUAAAACUUCCGUUUGUGUGUUGUAUAUACUGUUUAAAUAUACGAUAAAUGCAUUACUAGUUAAA